UAGCUAACAUUACGUAACCUUCCUAAACCCAGUAACGUUAUCAGCUGGUUAUAGCGUACUGUAGCUAGCUAACGUUAGCUGUCAACAAGUCAGGGGAAGCUUGGGAGAGCACAAAAAUACCUGAUAUUCUUUAGCUUUACAGACACCCUUGCCAUAAUUCAGUUCUCUAUUUUAGUAAUUGACGGUAUAAAAGAAAUUUCCACCAUGGCUGAUGUAAGUAUCAAUUCUUUGAGCACAAUCACUAAUUAGCUAUAUCCAUCUAGCCAGAUGAAACUAUAGCUAGCUACACUCGUGUAGCAAAUGGCUUUGGUCUAACACAUUGACACAUUUGUUGCAGGACUUGAAGAGAUACUUGUACAAACAGCUACCAAGGUAUGUUGGUUGUAUGAUUAUGGUGUGUUCACUGUGAUGCUUCUGUUGCUGAAACCUAAUGAGUUAAUUUGACUUAACGAAUUAUGUCACGUGUAGCAGAGUAAACUCCACAGUGAAGGAUGUUUCUCAACUCCACCAACCCAGUGGAGCAGACUAGGCUUUGUGCAAUUCAGCUCCAACUACAUUGAUUUGCCCAAGGCCAAUACUUAAAUAAUGAAAUGUUUACCUUGUAUUUUUGUUUGUCCUCUGUUGCCUCUUUCUUUGAAAUCCAUAUUUUUCAAGAAAUGUUGAUCAAAUACAGCCACCGACUUUGCAAAUGCACAUGUGCCAACAAGGAAACAGUUGGUGGUUGUAUUUUUUAAGUAUGGAGAACAAACAUAGGUACAAGGUAAGUGUUUCAUAAUUUACAUUUUAAGUAUUGUGCUUGGGUGACUCAAUGUAGUCUGAGCUUAAUUCUAUAAAGCCUAGUCUCUGCUCCACUCCGUUGGAGUUCAGAAAUGUCCCUCACCAUGGACUGGUUAAGUUGGCUAUGUCAAAUGCUGCUCUUUUUCUCCUUAUCCACCAGUGUUGAGGGUCUUCAUGCAAUUGUAGUGACAGACAGGGAUGGUGUCCCAGUUAUCAAAGUGGCAAAUGAUAACGCACCAGAAUAUGCGCUACGGCCAGGCUUCCUCUCCACCUUUGCAUUGGCCACUGACCAGGGCAGUAAGCUAGGGCUCUCCAAAAACAAGAGCAUCAUCUGCUACUAUAACACAUACCAGAUUGUGCAGUUUAACCGGCUGCCGUUGGUGAUCAGUUUCAUCGCAAGCAGCACUGCUAACACAGGUUUGAUCAUCAAUCUGGAGAAGGAGCUCGUACCGCUAAUUGAAGAGCUACGGCAGGUAGUGGAGGUUGCUUAGGAGUGUUACCUUGACGACAAAAGGACUGUUCUAUGACAGAAUCAGAAGUUUCCUUUUUCAUGAUCACUCAUGUACAUGCACCCUCACACAAGGUUGGCUCUGUUGCAGAGAGACUGAUACAUGUUUGAUAGUGUCUUGAUUCUGUAUUCUUUGUCCUUCAUGUUCUAAUACUUUAAUGUUACCCCUUCCUUGCUUGUGUUUUUUGUAAUUAAUCUGACUCAUGUAGACAUUUUCUUAAAAUAAAUAUUAACAGAAGUCACCC
Messenger RNA from Oncorhynchus mykiss (rainbow trout), 1530 nucleotides. RefSeq names its product late endosomal/lysosomal adaptor, MAPK and MTOR activator 3 (gene lamtor3). The record is from RefSeq and is marked provisional. Gene Ontology annotation, biological process: positive regulation of TOR signaling; cellular response to amino acid stimulus. Gene Ontology annotation, cellular component: Ragulator complex. NCBI's taxonomy places the organism in Eukaryota, Metazoa, Chordata, Actinopteri, Salmoniformes, Salmonidae.